AUGACCUCGAGGAACCAAACAGGCUGGCUUCCGACACACUGCUCUGUCAUCUUCGUCCUUACAAAUCCUUGCAGACGCGAGUGGGGUAGUUUCUCUGAAAUCGCCGUUCGACCGUCCUUUGCUUUUUACACAUCCCCGGCGCAUGCACCGAAAAAAGCCGGUCGUCGAGUGUAUGUACACCGCGUUGGGCUCUGCGUGGCGUGUCUUUUCGCCGCUGUCCGGUCUCGCCUUUCGUCCGUUCUGUUCCGGUCCCGCGUCUCUGCGAUUUCUUUUCUUGUUUCCUCUUCCAUCUUCGUGUUCCGAAUUCCCCGUGGUCAGCGUCCUUCCACGAGAGGGGGUUCCUGGUGGCUCGCCUCUGCGAUUCGCGCGCCGUUAACUCGAAGGCAGAGGUCUCUUUUCUCGCAGCGCACAUGCGGGCGUCGUUGCAGAGGAAAGGCGACAAACACACUGCCAUUCUCUGUUCCGCCUCUCAACUCUUCCCCUGACGAUGCUCCUUCGCGAUUCUGUCCGAAUCCGCCGUCUGCACUCCGAGAUGUGACCGGUAGCGUUUUCCCUGUGAAUGCAUGCAGCUUGUCUCCUCCAAGUCGCGAGGCAUUCCGCCGGAAGCAGCCCAGUCAGGCAAUACAGAGGUCUCUUUUCUCGCAGCUGUGCAAUCAGAGAAGCCGAGCGUCUCCACGCGUUCGCUCUGAUGUGCGGUGUACAUACACCCGAAAACUCGCAAUGACGUCUCCAAGCCCGGCGGGGGCCGCGAGCCUGACUCGGUCGAGCCGCUGGUCCUCGCUGCGUCUCUCCCCUUUCGCUCUGUCCAUCCCAUCUGCUUUCUCAUAUCCUCCUCGCUGUCCUUCCUCGCUUUUUCUCUGGUCUUCUUCUCUCCACAGUUCUCUCCGUGCUUCUCGCCGUUCUAGCCAGUCUGCUCUCUCCCUCCGCCGCUUGUCUUCCGCGAGCGUCGUCUUUUGUCGACCUUCUCGUUCUCUCCUCGCUCCCGCCGCUCCUCUCGUCCCUGUCGAAGACUCUACAUCUGCAUGCGCCGCGCGACAGAGCGACCGCAGCAGGAAGAACGCGGGAGAAAAAACGUCCUCAAGAGAUCUCCAGACUACUGUCUGUCCAAAACGCAGGGCACCCGGUGUGGUGCCUCAGCCCUCGUGUCGACAGCGUGUGACUCGACGCCUCUGCUCAGGUGUACGUACACCCGAGCGUCCAACUUGGCGCAUUGCUGGUCAGGCGCUCUACGCACCGCAGCCGCGUCUUUCGCUGGCGCGCGCUUCGGGGACUUCCGCGUCUCUCUCCUCCAGUUUUAUUCUCUCCUCUUUUGCUGCGAACUUCCCCGUCGGCCUCGCCACUUCCCGUACUUUUCCUCAAGCAUGUCACAUGCCGCCCGCCCCCCCUGGCGAGUCCCGGGGGUUCUUGAGUGUUUUCAAAGACUUUUCGAGCGCUCCCGCUUCGUCUGGUUGUGCACGAGGUCGCGUGCAUUCUUCCUCGUCUUUCUCUCACCGUUCUCCGUCUUCUUCCGUCCUCGAGAAAUGCACGAGAAGCAGAGAGAGAGACGGAAAGAGCGCUCCCGCCGCGGCCGCGGGCGGUGUACCUACACCUCGCAGCGGUGCGCGGGAGAGCGUCGCUUCGGCUUCCGGGGCCAGUGGCGCUUCUCUCUAUGCGAUUUUCUCUCAGACCAGACAGUUGUCUUGCGCUCACGAAGCAGAACCAGUUGCAGCGAGAAACAUAGACGAAGCGGAACAGGCGAGACGACGCGACGACGACACCCGGAGAGAAGAGGAGAGGUCGACAAACGGAGCCGCUGCAAAGUGCCAGAGAGAGAAGUCCGAAGAGAAGGACAGCGAGGAGGCAAGCGAAACCGCGGCGGAAGCUGAGGACGGAGAACCCAAGGUGUACAGACAGCGGGAGGGCAUGAUUCAAUUUGUCUUUCAGUGGGGCAUCGGUAACUCCUUCCGCGCGGUCAGCGCGAACAGAUUCAGGCCAGUGCAUGCAGCGCGGCCGAAGGAGGUGUCUAUACACCCGAGCUACUUCGAGUCCCCGCAUCCAUUUGUGAUCUGGGAGCCGCUGAACGAAGCGUGGGAAGUUUAUUUUUACGAAAAUUUGAAGAAAUCCGCCAAGCCGUUCCCCGUCAAAAAGUUCGGCAUUGCGAGAGCGAAGCGCGAGGCCUUGCUGUUUCUUGAACAAAUGAAGCUCGAAGGCAAGCUGGAGAAGCCGACAUUCUCCUCCGGAGUGGACGGUGUGACCUUUGAUCAAGUGACGGGGAGCUGGAUAUGUCGCUUCGUCGACGAAGAGGGUCGCUGCGUGUCUCGCGGAUUCGGAGCAGACUUCCACGGCUUUGAGGAAGCAAGAAAACUCGCAAUUGAAAGACAGGCGGAGAUGAAAAAGGUGGAGGCGACCGGCCUCGGACCUCGCAUGCGUCUCGUGAAGGAAAAGUGAAGAACCUUCCCUUCCUACGGAGGCAACGCGGUUUUUCUGCAUGCGCUGCUUCCCAAUCUUCGUGAGAAACGAAAACGCUCCUCUGUCAAAUCUCUCUUCAUGCCGAACGAGUCCAACUCGUGAACAACUCUCACCCACACUGACGCACUUUCUUGCACAUAUACAUGCAUUUGUCCAUAUACAUAUAUAUAUGCAUAUAUGCAUAUAUAUAUAUAUAUAUGCAUAUGGAUAGGUAAAUAGAGAGGGAUUGCGAAUAGAUCGAUAGAUGGAGAGAGGUGCUAGAACGACGAAUGAGCUUCUAAGGAUUUCUGUGAUUCGGUGUCUGUGCGCUGAAGCGCCUACACUCCUAUAAACAUAUUUUGCUGUACGUAUCACAUAUAUAGAUACAUCCAGUGCAUAUAUAUAUAUAUGUAUAUAUAUAUAUAUGUAUAUAUGUAUGUAUAUGGUUUUUUUGAUGUGCGGAGACUCUUGAGAUAUUUCAUGGAGUGCGAGGAAAGAAAGAGGAAUUCGCUUUCCCCAGUUUCUUCACGCGUUAAUACUGGCCCGGG
Molecule: messenger RNA, 2975 nt
Organism: Toxoplasma gondii ME49
Lineage: Eukaryota; Apicomplexa; Conoidasida; Eucoccidiorida; Sarcocystidae
Gene: AP2VIIB2
Product: AP2 domain transcription factor AP2VIIb-2
Exons: 4
Coding region: 1-2427 (808 amino acids)
Biological process (GO): regulation of DNA-templated transcription
Molecular function (GO): DNA-binding transcription factor activity
Source: RefSeq, a predicted model, not a curated record